Prorocentrum cordatum is the source of this 837-nucleotide messenger RNA. NCBI's taxonomy places the organism in Eukaryota, Dinophyceae, Prorocentrales, Prorocentraceae. The record is from the annotation of a GenBank genome assembly.
GUCCUGGCCCAUUCCGAUUCCGUGGCCCUCGCCAUCUGGAUUGUGAAUGUCAACGCUUGGGGUGCUUUUCCAGACCUUCUGGAGUCGGAGCCCGACGCGCGCAUCUUGCUGGUCGAGGAACAUCGUUUUCGGGAUCCUGAGGCCCGUCACCGCGCCUCGUCGAGCUGUCUUCGGUUAGGCUGGAAGUCUAUUUGGGUGCCGGGCAUUCCUGGCCCGCAGGAUGGAGAUAGCUCGGGUGUUGCGGGUCUUGCUCAUGAUCGGCUCGGCCUGUUUGAGGUUGAAGGUGGCAACGUGCUCAACGGCAGAGUGCUGUCUUGCAUGGUGCGCGCUCCCGUUUCGCCAGCCUUCUGCCUAAGCUCGCUCUAUCUGGAGCACUCGGUGGGCCUCGGCGCGGCCAACUCGCAGGCCAAGCUCGGUGAGUUCUUGACCAACCUUGAUAGCGAGUUCGUCGUGGCAGGUGAUUGCAGCUAUGAUCCAAAGCUGCGUGACGAGGACUGGUUCAAGGUCCUUGAUUGUGUUGGGGAUGCUAAGGAAACGGUUGCGAGAGGCGAUGGUGCUGGUGCCUUCGCUCGCUUGCCGCUCAUGUAUCAGCUGUGGGCCGAUCAGGCCGAACUCGCCCUCGAGCGUUUGCUCGGCUGUGAAUUGCCGAUCCAUGGGUCUCGAGGCGCACCUGUUGAAACCGAUUGGAAGCGCAUUGUUAAGCCCCUCAAGCCCCCCGAGGAUUCCAUGCUCAGAGGCCUCGGGUGGCUUGGAAGUCAGGUGUGUGCUCUCCCAGCGGAGCUCGCGGCUCUCGGGGCCCGCGACGGCGAGUUUACGUGCGUGGUAGAGUCGCUCAAG